AGUUAACUAUCCAAACACCAAAGUUAACUGUCUUUCUCAGAAAACAAAGCUGUCAGUGUGAGCAGUGAAAUGGCUGAAGGUGGAGUUUUACUGGAUCAGGACCAGUUCAGCUGUUCAAUCUGUCUGGAUCUACUGAAGGAUCCAGUGGCUAUUCCCUGUGGACACAGUUAUUGUAUGGGCUGUAUUAAGGACUACUGGGUUCAGAAUGAUCAAACUGGUGUCUACAGCUGUCCCCAGUGUAGAGAGACCUUCACUCCAAGGCCUGUUUUAAGAAAAAACACCAUGCUGGCUGAAGUGGUGGAGAAACUGAAGAAGACAGGACUCCAAGCUGCUCCUCCUGCUCACUGUUUCACUGGACCUGGAGACGUGGUGUGUGAUGUCUGCACUGGGGAAAAGGGCAAAGCCGUCAAGUCCUGUCUGGUGUGUCUGGCCUCUUACUGUGAAACUCACCUCAAACUUCAUGAUGAACUCCACCCAGGAAAGAGACACAAGCUGACCGAUGCCUCUGGAAACCUGCAGGAGAAGAUCUGCUCUCGUCAUGACAAACUGCUGGAGAUUUACUGUCGUACCGAUCAGCAGUGUAUCUGUUAUCUGUGUACAAUGUAUGAACACAGCGACCAUAAAACAGUCUCAGCUGCAGCAGAAUGGACUGAGAAACAGAAGCAGCUGGGGGUGACACGGGGUGAUUUCCAGCAGAGAAUCCAGGAGAGAGAGAAGGAGCUGCAGGAUCUGAGACAGGUUGUGCAGUCACUCAAGCGCUCUGCACAGGCAGCAGUGGAGGACAGUGAGAGGAUCUUUACUGAGCUGAUCCGCUCCAUUGAGAGAAGGUGCUCUGAGAUGAAACAGCUGAUCAGAGAUCAGGAGAAGGCUGAAGUGAGUCGGGCUGAAAGACUCCUGGAGCGACUGGAGCAGGAGAUUGCUGAGCUGAGGAGGAGAGACGUUGAGCUGGAGCAGCUUUCACACACAGAGGAUCACAUCCAUUUCCUCCAGAGCUGUCAGUCUCUCUGUGUCCCUCCUGGACCUGAAGACUUUCCCAGCUUCAAAGUGAGCCCACGUGUCGAUUUUGAGGGUGUGAGGAAAUCUGUCUCUGACCUGAAAGAGCAGCUAGAGGACAUCUGUAACGGAGAAUUCAGCAAAAUCUCUCAAACAGUGAAAGACAUCCAUAUCCUUGAGCCCAGGACCAGAGACGACUUCUUACAAUAUUCCUGUCAGCUCACACUGGACCCCAACACAGCUCAUAAACACCUCUGUCUGUCUGAGGGGAACAGAAAGGUGACCCAUAUGAAAGUAAUCCAGACAUAUCCAAAUCACCCAGAGAGAUUUGACUACUGGGAGCAUGUGCUGUCCAGAGAGGGUCUGUCUGGAUGCUGUUACUGGGAGGCUGAGUGGAGUGGGAAUGGGGUUACUUUUGCAAUGUCAUAUAAAGACAUCCGUAGGAAAGGGGAGGGUGAAGGCUCUCAUCUGGGAUAUAAUAACAAGUCCUGGACUGUACACUGCUCUCCCUCCAGAUUCUGUUUCACCCACAAAAGUAGGGCUACUGAAAUCCCUGUUCCUUCCUCGUCCUCCAGAAUAGGAGUGUACCUGGAUCACAGGGCAGGAACUCUGUCCUUCUACAGCGUCUCUGACUCAAUGACGCUCCUGCACAGAGUCCAGUUCACAUUCACUCAGCCCCUCCAUGCUGGCUUUAGGGUUUGGCAUCUUGGAGACUCUGUAAAGCUGUGUGAUCUGUGAGGAGGCAGAGAGGGAAGGAAAGAUAGAAGUGUACCUGUUUGAUGUCAGCAGUCUGAACAGCAGAAACCCUGCCCACCUCCCCACUGUAGUCAGAACAGCAGAAACCCUGCCCACCUCCCCACUGCAGUCAGAACAACAGAAACCCUGCCCAUCUCCCCACUACAGUCAGAACAGCAGAAACCCUGCCCAUCUCCCCACUGCAGUCAGAACAGCAGAAACCCUGCUCCUCUCCCCACUGCAGUCAGAACAGCAGAAACCCUGCCCAUCUCCCCACUGCAGUCAGAACAGCAGAAACCCUGCCCAUCUCUCCACUGCAGUCAGAACAGCAGAAACCCUGCCCAUCUCCCCACUGCAGUCAGAACAGCAGAAACCCUGCCCUUCCUCUUGUCAUAUUACUCAGAUAAUUGAACAGCUGCCUCUCCAAUGGUUGAUAGACCUACCCAGCUAACAUGGAACAUUCUGGGAAUGUUCACUUAUCUAUAGAUUCUAAGAUGGUUCCACUGUAACGUUAUAAAAAUAACAUGACUGGAACUUCCUAGACAUGUGAUGUAAGAAUGUACUUCAUCAUAUUUUUGAACGUUGCUCACAUAACAUUCCCAAGAUAAUGUUCCUGUGUCAUUCUGUAAACGUGAUUUAAGAAUUUUCUUAAAAAUCUUUUUUCGUAGACCGUUGCACAGAACGUUCCACAGUUUCCCAAAAAAAUGACAAGUUCAGGUUACCUACAAAAAGAUUAAUAUAACUAUACUGCAACGUUGUGAGAAUGUUAAGAAAUGUUCCAAACAAACGUUCUGAAAACUCGCAGAAAACUUGACAAAUUGAACGUUCUGGGAGCCAAAACUAACUACCUAACUACAUACACCACAGUUAGACCUAGUUUUAGGCUGCCGGUUUCUGAAUGUUUAUUUUCAAAAUAACGGUCACCUACUGUAAGAGAUGCAUUAACAGAAGUUAGAAUUAUGAGCUGAUCCACUUGAUGUGAUACCACCUGCUUGUACCUUCUGUAUUACUUUCAUGAUCCAACGGUAUUUUUUACAUUUUGGCAGAUGCAACAUAGGCUAAAUCUGUCAAUGUUAACUUCAAUGUUAGCUCAAAAAUGCUAAGUUUCAGAAAGGACUGGUACAUGGGACUGGAGGAAGCAGAGAUACAAAUGAAGACAUGCGAAUCACUUGAACAUAGUGUUGAACAGUGAUACCAAGACUGAUUUACCAGCAUUAGCCUGCUGCCAAAAACAGUAGCUCAAAAGUAUUUUGCAAAUGAACAUAGCCUGCUACAUUUACAUUUUCUUUUAUUUAGCAGACGCUUUUAAUCCAAAGCGAGGAAGUGCACAAGUUCCUCAACAAGUGAAAAGCAUAAAAUCCAAAAACAAUAGUCAUAGUAAGUGCGUUUAUUGCAACAGUAACACUUGAACAAAAACAGUCACAUUGCUUGGAAUAUUGGCUUAAUUUGCCAUAGCAGCCUACUUUUCACUACAUAUUGUAUAUUGACACUUCUUUGAAAAAUCGUAGCUCCUUGUCUUUUAUGGUUAUAUUUUUAGACUAAUAUAGCAGCAUUUCCGUCCUAUGGAGACUUGUUUGCUAGGUUAAAAUCACACUUGGUUGAUUAUUAAUGGGCCUUCUGGGCCUUCUUGAUGACUUCACACUUGGUAUUCCUCAGACUAACACUAUUCUCUGGAAUGUUCUCCACUAGUGUACACCACUCUGGAUAAGAGCAUCUGCUCAGUGACUGUAAUGUAAUGUGAUUGAAUGUCUUUAAUAAGUAGCUUGGUGCUGAAAUAGCCUGAUUUGAUUAUCAUGACACUUUAUUAAAUAUUGAAUAAUGCUAAUACUUGUACUCUGGGUAACUCUUGCGGUCUGUCAUACUAAUAUUUCAUGUUCUUGGUGCAGGUAAUAAAACACUUGACAUCUCCUUUCA
Conger conger (European conger) is the source of this 3642-nucleotide messenger RNA. RefSeq names its product E3 ubiquitin/ISG15 ligase TRIM25-like. The transcript is spliced from 6 exons. Gene Ontology annotation, molecular function: zinc ion binding; protein binding. The record is from RefSeq and is a predicted model, not a curated record. NCBI's taxonomy places the organism in Eukaryota, Metazoa, Chordata, Actinopteri, Anguilliformes, Congridae. Bases 70 to 1731 code for a protein of 553 amino acids.